AUGGACGCCUCCAGCAUCGCGGCCGCAGACCCGCAAGUGCUGCGCAACCUGCGACGCUGCUCCCGGCUGACGGCCGCCCAGCAGGCCGCCCUCAACAGGCUGCUGGCCAGCGGCAGGAGUGUGCUCGGGCCCCCUGGCUCCUGGGACCUGGAGGGGCUGCAGGCUCUGGGACCCCUGGCCACCUACAUCAGCCCCAGCCUGUGGGUACAGGUUCAGGAGGUAGGAUGGCACCCUGGGUGGGUGGGCGAGCCAGCCGACCUGCCACCAGCCUGUCCGGGCCUGAGGGUUAGCUGCACGUCCACUCUGAUGCCCAAGGGGCGUGCCCCUCGCUCUCGAUCACAGAGUUUCUGUCUGUGGGGAGGGAGGAGGGACCCGGGGGCCCUGGUGGCCCGCCCCGGGUGUGGACUCUCCAGGCCCUCCUGCCAGGCCGUGGGCCUGGACUUCUUUGGCAGCAUAGUGGCCGCGUACCGGGCAGGGCAGCUCAGACAGCGUGACGCCCAGCGCUUCGUCACCGGCUUCCUCGAGGCCAAGGCCAAACUGGUGUCCUCACGGCCCAAGCGACACACAGCUCCAGGGAGACCCUGCACCCGUGGAGACAUCACCGCGGCCGUGCUGCACGAUGACCUCUUCCUGGUGCGCUAUGACUGCACUCAGCUGGAGUCCUGCCUGGACAGCCGCGUGCUCAGGACCAACCUGGACCCCCUGCUGCAGCAGCCACUGCCUGCCGAGUGCCAGCAAGUCGUCAAGGCCAAACUGAUGCAGGUCUACCCCGGCGGCCUCCCUGAGGAUCAGCUGCGGCUCAUCCCCUCGCUGGCCUACCUCUACUCCUGUGCGGAGAUCGGCCAGUGGCACGUCACGUCCAAGGACACGGUCGUGGCCCUGCUGUCCCCAGAUGGGGCCCUGGAGAACCAGACUGAGGCCGUGCUGCAGAAAUUUCUGGACCACAAUGGCACCGUCACGGGCGCCCUGCUCGUGGCUAUUGGGGGCUCCCGCCUCUGCUGGAUGAGCCCCCAGCAGAUCCAGGCUAUCAGGCCCUCAGAGUUCCGGCUGGCGGGGGCCCUGGAUGUCUCCUCCUGCCCUCAGAACCGCAAGAACGUGCUCUACGCCAAAGCCCGCGAGGCCUUCGGCAGCGCCAGGACCACGGCCGCCUACUACCGCUUCAUGCGCCCCUACCUCGGCGGCGCCCCGGUGGAGGAGCUGCGGCACUUGGCCCAGGCCAACGUCUCCAUGGACAUCGACACCUUCACCAACCUGAACCCCCGGGUGCUGCAGAGCCUGAGCGUGGGCAACGUGACGACACUGCUGGGCCAGAACGUGGGGGACCUGCAGAAGGCCCGCAGCCACCCCACCAUUAGCUCCUGGCUCCGCAGCCUCAACCAGUCGGCCCUGGGCGAGCUGGGCCUGGACAAGCACCCCACCGGCCCCACCAGACCCACCCACUCGACCACCGGGACCCCCAGCACCACCCUCUGGACUCCCCAUCCAGGGCUUACCUCCCACCGGCCUGGGGGCCAUGCCCCCAGCUCAGGCAGCCCACCUGCCCCCCCGGGUCACCUGCCACUUGCUGUGGCCCUGCCCUCAGGCCUCCUGUGGCUGCUGUAUAGGGGCACACCGUGGCCCAGCUGGGACUGCUCACAUGGCCUCCAAGGACAGCGCUGCCCCAGCACCACAAGCAGGAAAGCUGACACUGGCAGGUGGAGCUGGACGCCUGCCCAGGCCAAGAUGCCAGCUCCAGGCCCAGGGGACCUGGCCAUGUCCCACAUCCUAGGACCUACAGGGCCAGCCUCUGCCCACACCCAGCUCCAAGAACAGGAGCCAGACUGAAGCCCUGGGCCCGGGGCCACUGCCUCAGCCAGUGGCGGGGUGGGGGGGACCGCCGGCCUCGCCCUCUGGCUUCUUCGAGGUGAAGAACUAAAACCUGGGGCUGGGGUGGGGCAUCUGUGGACUGACUUUGCCGAACUCUUUGAAUAAAAGACAAGCUGAGAGUCCCGCCUGUCCCUUUGCUCUGAGCCUGAGGAGGGACCCAGGACCCUCUUGGCUGGGGUCAGGACUCCCGCCUGCCAGCCCCUGGGGGUGGCAGUGUCACCGGAAGCCACCCCAAAUGUUGACCUGGCCUGGGGGAGACCUGGACAGGGAUGCAGCAUCAGGAAGGGGACAAGG
Messenger RNA from Sus scrofa (pig), 2160 nucleotides. NCBI's taxonomy places the organism in Eukaryota, Metazoa, Chordata, Mammalia, Artiodactyla, Suidae. The record is from RefSeq and is a predicted model, not a curated record.